AUGAAUGCAGCCCCAACGCUCAAGGUUACGAUGGUUUUUCCUUCAAAUAUGAAUGCUAUGCUCUUUGGUGUCCUAAGCGGACAUUCCGUUUCCCAUAAUAAUGAUUGUCCAACUCCAGUUUCAAAUAUUGUCCCACAGCCUCCACCAGCCGCUCCCUCGAAGGUGAUGAAGGCUCUACGACGUUUAGUGGUCGGAAUUGCUAUUUAA
Rodentolepis nana is the source of this 207-nucleotide messenger RNA. The record is from the annotation of a GenBank genome assembly. NCBI's taxonomy places the organism in Eukaryota, Metazoa, Platyhelminthes, Cestoda, Cyclophyllidea, Hymenolepididae.